UCUCUCCUAUAAAACGACCCUCCAUCGGGCCUUUGGUUUUCUCAUACUUUCACGAAUCUCUCUUUAUUUCCUUUCCUCUCUUGUCCAAAGCUCUUCUAGGUUUUCUCUGUUACCCUCAGAUUUCGCUUUUCGCUUCUCGAUCUCUUCUCGGAUCUUCAAGAUGCAGAUCUUUGUCAAAACUCUCACUGGAAAGACCAUAACUCUCGAGGUGGAGAGCUCUGAUACAAUUGAUAAUGUCAAAGCUAAAAUACAGGACAAGGAGGGAAUCCCCCCAGACCAGCAGAGGCUGAUCUUCGCUGGAAAACAAUUGGAGGAUGGUCGUACUUUGGCUGAUUACAACAUCCAGAAAGAAUCCACCCUCCACUUGGUUCUUCGUUUGAGAGGUGGGAAGGAGGAAGAGUCCACCCUGCAUUUUUUCCUCCGCUUCCCUGGUGGAAUGCAGAUCUUUGUUAAGACCCUAACUGGCAAGACUAGUACUCUGGAAGUUGAGAGUUCUGAUACGAUUGACAAAGUCAAGGCAAAAAUUCAGGAUAAGGAAGGUAUUACACCCGACCAGCAGAGGCUGAUAUUUGCUGGAAAACAGCUAGAGGAUGGCAGGACUUUGGCCGACUACAACAUCCAUAAAGAGUCAACUCUUCAUAUGAUUCUCAGGCUUCGUGGUGGAAUGCAGAUUUUUGUGAAGACGCUCACUGGAAAGACCAUCACACUUGAGGUGGAGAGCUCCGAUACAAUUGAUAAUGUGAAAGCAAAGAUCCAAGAUAAGGAAGGGAUUCCUCCAGAUCAGCAGAGGCUCAUCUUUGCAGGGAAGCAGCUUGAAGAUGGCCGCACUCUUGCUGAUUACAAUAUUCAGAAGGAAUCAACACUCCAUCUUGUUCUCCGCCUUCGUGGUGGUAUGCAGAUUUUUGUGAAAACUCUGACAGGAAAGACCAUCACACUUGAGGUGGAGAGCUCUGAUACGAUCGAUAAUGUGAAAGCGAAGAUUCAGGACAAGGAGGGGAUCCCACCUGAUCAGCAGAGGCUCAUCUUUGCAGGAAAGCAGCUUGAGGAUGGUCGCACCCUUGCAGACUACAAUAUCCAGAAGGAGAGCACUCUGCAUCUUGUGCUCCGCCUGCGUGGCGGUGAUGUUUAGUUUAGUGGGUUUGGGGAUGAUGGAUGCCAAACAAUAAUAUGUUUUCCUUGUGCUUGAAAGUUUAGUAAUUAGUAGAGUAGUGUAUGGGGAUGCUAGACCCCUUUCUUCUGUGUUUGUUUUUAAUGGUACUCAAUGUCAAGCUAGUUUGUUUUGAACUGAAGUGUGUUUAAUAAUGGGUAUGUUUUAUGAUUUUAGUGA
Molecule: messenger RNA, 1327 nt
Organism: Alnus glutinosa
Lineage: Eukaryota; Viridiplantae; Streptophyta; Magnoliopsida; Fagales; Betulaceae
Product: polyubiquitin-like
Exons: 2
Coding region: 161-1129 (322 amino acids)
Biological process (GO): protein ubiquitination; modification-dependent protein catabolic process
Cellular component (GO): cytoplasm; nucleus
Molecular function (GO): ubiquitin protein ligase binding; protein tag activity
Source: RefSeq, a predicted model, not a curated record